GUGACGUAAUCGGUAAAAUGGCGUCAAUGUAUCGUAUUUCUCUAUAUGAAUCAUUUGUAACUUCUGAUCCGAUUUUAUGAGCGACACGACCGACUUGACGUUAACAUCAACAGUAGCGACAGAGUGCGAACGAGACAGCUACACGUUAACACCAAUACACACGCAUCAACAAUACGACGGCAUCAAUACGUUGCCACUGAAACGUACAACAGUUUUUACACACAACACAAUUCGACAUCGUCAUCAAUCGAACAACAUCAACACAAUACAAACUGUGCAACCAAAAGUCAAAAGAAAAGAAAAAUAAAAUAAUAUACAGUGAAUUUUUUCGCGGGUUUCGAUAAAUGUUGUUAUUUUUUUUUAUUUGUUAAAAGGACACACUUAGACGAAAAAUAUAAUGACACUAACAUCCAGAAUCACAAUUUGAUUUAAUUUUUUUGUGGUGCUAAUAGACAUUGUUUAUUUUAUUUUUUAAUUUGUGAUUUGUGAGUCUCUGUUAUUUUGAUGUCCUACAAACAUUUUGAAUUGGUCAACACCGAUUUUUUUUUUUAAUCAAUAUAUCCCAUAGACCCAAAUCAACGAACGAAAUUGAAAAUCGAAUUGAACAGUUUUCAUGUGGCAUUUACGGUGAAACCAAAUUUUAGUGAGAAAAUCUGUACGCGUUACCUCCAAAUCUUUGGAGUAAAUAGAUAUAUUUUCAUAUAUUUUGAUUUGUUGACUGUUUUUGUGUGUAUCGUGCACACAUAUUUACAUCGUGCAAAAACUGUCUACGUACAUGUAAUGUAGACGCUGGUUGAAAAAAAGGCGAAUUUAAAAAUUUAGUGUAAAAAAAAGGAAAGGAAAAGAAAAGACAUUAUAAACAAAUAGAGGCAACAACAGCCGCCGCCGCAACAACAACAGAAGCAGCAGCAGUACACCGUUCGGUAGUGAAUGAAAAGGAUUCGUUUAUUAGUUCAAUAAACAGUAGCAGUUUCGUCGACGUUAAAUAAAAUACCGACAUUUGGUUCAAUUCAUUGAAAUUAGACCAAUUUAACGAAACGAAUUGAUUAAAGAUUGAAACGUGACGAAAACCAAAAUGCCGGCCGAAGCGAAGUCACCGACUGCAGCAUCGGCACCGCUAUCUGAUGCCAAUGCACAAACACCGAAAAAGAAACAGUCGGCGGGAAAAGCAGCUCUUGCCCGAGUAACGCUGCUAGAUGGAUCUGUUCUAGAUGUUACCAUCGACCGAAAAGCCAAAGGCAAAGAUUUAUUAAAUUCGAUUUGUGCCGGUUUGAAUAUUCUGGAAAAAGAUUACUUUGGUUUGUUGUAUACAACACCAAUUGAUCCAAGAGUGUGGCUGGAUUUAGAGAAACCGGUAGCAAAAUUCUUCAAAACCGAUCCAUGGGUUUUACAGUUUGCCGUUAAAUUCUAUCCACCAGAACCGGCUCAAUUACAAGAAGACAUCACACGUUACCAUUUGUGUCUGCAGGUCAGAAACGACAUACUGGAAGGACGUUUGCCUUGUUCGUUUGUAACACAUGCGCUACUUGGUUCAUAUUUAGUGCAAUCCGAAUUAGGUGAUUACGAUCCAAACGAUCACAAAGAUCGUAGCUAUGUAUCAGAAUUCAAAUUUGCACCAGAUCAAACGCCCGAAUUGGAAAACAAGGUGAUUGACUUGCAUAAAACACAUCGUGGCCAAACACCGGCCGAAGCUGAACUUCAUUAUUUGGAAAAUGCAAAAAAAUUGGCAAUGUACGGUGUGGACUUACAUCCAGCAAAAGAUUCAGAAGGUGUUGAUAUUAUGCUUGGAGUUUGUGCAACUGGUUUGCUGGUUUAUCGUGACAAAUUACGUAUAAAUCGAUUUGCAUGGCCAAAAAUUUUGAAAAUCUCCUACAAACGCCAUAAUUUUUAUAUUAAAAUUCGACCAGGAGAAUUUGAACAAUAUGAAUCAACGAUUGGUUUUAAAUUGGCCAAUCAUCGUGCUGCGAAAAAACUGUGGAAAGCAUGCGUUGAACAUCACACAUUUUUCCGUUUGAUGACACCCGAAACGGUUGAAAGUAGUCUAUUUCCCAAAUUGGGGUCGAAAUUUCGUUACUCGGGUCGAACAAUGUACCAGACGAAGAAAGUACCAGUUGAUCGGCCCGCACCACAGUUCGAACGAAGUUUAACAGGAAAACGAUUAACCAGUCGCAGUAUGGAUGGUCUUGCCCUUGAACGCAAGGAAGACAAAGACGCCAGCAAGCGACAUACAAUGUCACAUCCACCAGAUCACAUACCCGAAUUGGAUUCACCACGUCAAUCGCGCAGUCCAUUGAAGAAAGGCAAAAAAGAACAGUUAAAGCGUGAAUCAAGUACUGGUACUGCUUCGGCAUCGUCUCAGAGUUCAUUAGAGGGUGAAUAUGAAACCGGUGCCAUCGGACCAAAUAAUACACUAAUCGCCACUACUUCCACCUCGAAUCAGAAACCUGUCGGAGGUGUUGCAGUACUCCCACCCAGUGGCAAAUCUGGAAAGAACAAAGAAAACGAGAAUGUUAAUGGUAAUGAUGCCAAGGAGACACCAGUUAAAGGUGAUACACCAGAAAAGGAUAAGCAAGACAAACGCAAGGUGGGUGGCAUUUUCUCAUCUGGUCGUAAAUCACCCAAAGACAAAAGCGAUAAGGAAAAAGCUAAAGAAAAACUUGCAAUCGCAAUAACUGAUCAAAAACUCGAAAAAGAUGAAAAACAAAAAGAAAAGCCCAGCUCACCAAGCCAUAUACGUCCAUAUGAAUAUACCGAAAAUGAUGAUAAUACCAGUCCAAAACGACAAACAGGAAAUUAUCCAGGUGCCUUCCGUUACGACAUUGAUCCGGUGGAAAAAGCAAAACGCGAUUCAAAGGGUGCCCAAUUAAGUCCAAACUCUCAGAAAAAAAUUGAAUAUGCAUUCAAUUAUGCGCCAGGCGAUGAUGACGCACUUCGGCAACAGGCCGAAAAACUAAAAUCAGGUGAAUUGAGUCCAAAGAGCAAGGAUAAAUUAUCGAAAACUAUUGACAUCUCAACACCGCUUAAAGCCAGCAAAUCAUAUUCACCAAAUAGUGGUGAAAGACCAACCGAAUUGGCAGGCCUAUAUAAACCGACCGGCGAAACACGCGGUGAUCCACACAGUGGAGCUUUCCUCGAUGCCGAACGAGAAGAUUCAAAAGUGCCGGUUAUUGCCGCCGUUGCACCUGAUGCAAAGAAGAAACGAGUCAAAAUUUUGGUGCUCAUUUCAAAUCUCGAUCCAAAAACCAAGCGCAUUGAUACCGCCAAUCCAAACGCCGUUGUUGAACAUUCAACUGGCAUUUUAACCGAAAAUGGCAUUGAAACUAAAUAUGGCCUAUUGAGCCCAGAAAAGAGUACACUACAGAUUCUUAAUAAGAGUGGCAACACUGAAACGUAUCAAGGUUCAAAAGAUGCCAAGACCGGUAACAUUCAUUUUACAUCCGGCGGUGUAACGGAUCCGGUCAGUGGACACAUUGACAACUCUCUUGGUCAAAUUGUUUGUAUUGCACCUCAGGACAAAUCAGUUAUCGAUGUAACGGGCAUCACUGGUAAAUUGGAUGCACAAGGCAAUGUUGAUAUUGCCAAUGGUGCAAUUGAACGAUCACGCGGUCUUUUGGAUUUGAAUAAUGACACCAUUGAUACAAAAUACGGUAUCAUCGACUUAAAAACGUGUGAAAUAAAAUUGAUCGAUCCAAAAACCGGAAAACCAACAUCGAAGAAAGCUAAAUAUGAUAAAAACACUGGACUAUUUACAAUUCCAGGUGCAAUUGAUGCAAAAGGAAAAUACGAUCCAAAUCUGCACCAAGUGGUUGCGCUCGGUUCACAAAUCGAUCCAGUUGUUGAGGUCACUUCGGUCGUUGGUAGAGUUGAUAAGAAAGGAAUCCUUGACUCGAAAACAUCAACAGUAGAAAAUACCACGGGACAAGUAAAUGGUAAUAAGAUCGAUACAAAAUACGGUCAACUUGAUUUGGUCAAACAUACAAUUACAUUGAGCGAUGGAAAAACAAAAGAUUUCAAGGUCGAUCCAGUCACCGGACAAAUUAUCAUCAAGAAUGUCGUCAAUCCGAAAAAUCCAGGCAAAUCCGAUAAGGAUUAUGCACAAAUUUUGAGCUUGAAGAUUGUCAAUCGUCGCCUUGAUCCGGCCGGCAAAGUGGUGAAUUCAAGUGAUGGAAAAGAUGUUGUCGUUGAUAAAACCAAUAAGAUCUGGAUUGCCGGCAGCAAAGAUCCAAAAACAAAUGAACCAAACUACUACAGUUCAACGCAAGUGGAUCCAAAAACUGGAACCAUCACCAUUGUUUAUGGUUUGGUUAAUCCAAAAACCAAUGAAAUUGAAAAACAAACCAAACUUCUACCAAGCGUUUGUGUGACAAACAAUGAUGGCGUUUUGUACACAUCAACCGGUGAAGUUGAUGAAGCAACACAAGAACCAAUCUUUGCAACAUCGAUCAUUGAACCAGAAUCAAAGAAUGUUGUUACGAAAGUAUCACGCGUUCGUCCACAAACUGGUGAAAUUGUAUUGGUACGUAUUGAUUAUCCAAAGGUGCAAUUACCAACAUUGUCACAAGAGAAAACAACACCAGUGAAACAAGUUGAUGUUAAGACAACCACACAUCAAGCUAAGCAUGUUACACCACCAAAAGUGCCGACAGCAUCCGUCAAAGUGGCAACGCCAACACCGCCAACAACACCAACAACUCAACCUUCCGUUUCUGUAACGGCCACUUCAACUGUGACACCUGCACAAAAACAGCAGUCAACCGCUACAGUAACUCCAAAACAACCAUCGCCACCAAAGGUUGUCGCACAACCAGUAAGCAAGGCUCAACAACCACCUCCACCACUACCACCACAACAACAGCAACAACAACAACAACAGGCAACAGUUUUGGCCGGACCAAUUGCAGGUUCAAGUGAACCAGUUGCAAUCGUACCUCAGAAGAGUGCAAUCAUUGAAAUUGUUACGAUCAUCGGUACAGCUGGUCCAGAUGGUAAGGUUGAUUUGUCAAAGGCACAAUUGGAACGCUCACGAGGUAUUUUGAAUGUACAAAAUGGAACGAUUCAAACAAAAUACGGUUUGAUUAAUCCAGCCACAAAAGAUGUCAUCGUAACCGAUAAAACUGGCAAAGCAACGACAUCAAAACCAAUUACGAUCGAUGCAUCGGGUCAAAUUAUUAUUGCUGGUGGUGUUGAUAGCAAGGGUAAACCGGAUAACAAUCUCCGUCAUAUAAUUAACUUGGGUCCAGAAGUUGAAUCGCCAAUCGUUGAGGUAACCGCCAUUUCCGGUAAAUAUGAUGCAAAGAAAGGAAUUAUCGAGCCAAAAACGGCCGUGGUUGACGUUACUCAUGGUCAAUAUGAUCCCGAUAAAAAUACAAUCACCACGAGCUAUGGUGAAUUGGACAUUCCAUCAAGUACAAUUACAUUCAAGCAUCCGAAGAGUGGCAAACUCGAAAAGAAAGAUGUUAAAUUUGAUCCAACAACCGGACAAGUCAUUCUACGAAAUGAAGUCAAUCCAAAAAAUAAUAAAUUGGACAAAGAUUAUGGCCGAAUUAUAUCGUUGCGCAUUGUUCAUCGUAAAAUUGAUCCAACCACUGGUAAAGUAUCAACACCAACCGUUACUGGAAAAGAUAUUAUCGUCGAUCCACAAACCAAUCAAUUGUGGAUACCGGAAAGCAAAGAUCCCGUCACAAAGGAAACCGUUUAUGUUUCAACACAAGUUGAUCCAAAAGGUUAUAUCAUUACCAUUUAUGGAUAUUUGGAUCCAAAAACAAACCAAAUUAAAAAACAUACGGCCGUCGAAUCAAACAUCACAAAAACAGACGAUUCGGGACAAUUGUUCAUUGCCAGCGGUGAUGUUGACGAAAAUGGUGAUCCAUUGUUUGUCGCUUCACAAUUGGAUGACGAAUCAAAUGAAGUAUUCACAAAAGUGGCUAAAGUUGAUCCAAAAACUGGAAAAUUGGUUCUCAUCAAGAUCAUUUUGAUUACGAAAAAGGACGAACAAGGCAUACCCAAAGAGGUGCCAGCAAGUGAAGUUGUACGCGAUCCAUCAUCGGGCGCCAUUCGAAAUGUUUUCAAUAAAACGGUUUAUGUAUAUAACAUGGUCGAUCCAAUCACCGGCGAAAUUAUUCAGGUUGAUCCAAAUGAUCCACGAAUUGCUGGUGCUCGUACAACUGUAACGCAGACAAUGACAUUGUCAGGUGAAAUUGAUCCAGUCACUGGCAGAAUAAAGACCGAAUAUGGUCACAUAGAUCCAGAAACAGGUGAUAUCUCAGAAGAAACGGCAGUCACAGAUCCAGUUACAGGCAAAAAGAUUUUGAACUAUGCCCAAAUUGAUCCAACACAUUUUGGACGCGAGGUUACAAUUCAAACCACAACGACGCCGAUCUCACGUGAUCAAUUCUUCGAAGGGAUCAAACAUUUGGGACCAUCGGUUGUAAAACAAGUUACAGAAGGAGCUAGCUCCGAUGAUGACGUUGAACAAUAUGGUGAUGAUAAUGUACGAACAAAAACAACCACAACAACGACACAAAAAUCAAAUACACCGACCGUCGUUAAAACGACAACCAAACAGGUGCUGACGAAAAAUGAUGGCGGUGUAACACACAAUGUUGAAGAAGAAAUUCACAAUUUGGGCACCGGUGAAGUUUCGUUUUCUACACAAGAACACAAGGCUGAACCCGAUGAUGGCGACAAAAAGUAUGUUACAGCCACUGCUAUAACCACUCGUACGGCCACUACCCACGAAGAUUUGGGUAAAAAUGCAAAAACACAGCAGCUCGAAGAAAAAACCGUUGCGACAACAACCACACACAACUUGAAUCGUCAAGAACAGCGUGUGGUCACCCAAGAAGUAAAAACCAAGGCAACAAUCACUAGCGGCGAACAGUUUAAGCGACGAGAUAGCGUAUCGUCAACAAGUUCUGGCGAUUCGGGUACGCCAAUCGACGGGCCAGAUGAUCAAAUUCUAUCCAUUCAGGACCAGACUACAACUGCAGCACCAACAUCAACAGUGGUUUCGACGACCGUAGGACAGAUACCAGCAGAAGGCGAACAUCACGUUAUUCUCGGCGAAAAUAGCCAAGGCUACACGGCAGAAGGUGAAAUCAUCUCCACACAAACCGUCAGCAGUAAAACACGAACCGUAGAAACCAUCACCUACAAAACGGAACGCGAUGGUAUCGUUGAAACUCGUGUUGAACAAAAGAUUACCAUCCAAAGUGAUGGCGAUCCAAUCGAUCAUGACAAAGCUUUGGCCGAAGCAAUUCAAGAAGCAACAGCUAUGAAUCCCGAUAUGACAGUGGAAAAAAUCGAAAUUCAACAACAAACUCAAUAAAUAUGAUCACAUAUUGUUGCAAACAAUUAAUUUAAUUUAGAUUUGGACAAACGGAAGUAAAAAAAAGAAAUCUUUAUAAUUACGAUAUAACUGAGAAAAAAAAUCUAUGUAAUUGAACAAUGUAUUUUUUGUAAUGUAUUUUUAAGUUUACAUUAUCAUCUUGUAUUAUUUUUUAUGAUUUAGAUUUGAAAUAUUUACAUUUUUGACGAGCAUUUGAAGAACGUCAACGAAAAAACGAAAGUACAUCAUACUUUCCUAAAUAAAUACACUUUUUUCUUUAAAAAAAAAAUCAAUUAUAUUGAUGGAAGCAUUUGCAAAUAAUAUAUUAAUAACACAUUUUUUGGAUAGCGUCACUCAGAUUACUUGGCCUCCCAUUUUAGAUAAAUGUUGUCCAAAUUUUAUAAAAAAUAUGAACAUUCACAAUAUAUUUGUUUUUUUCCCUCAUUUUCUUCAGCCAAAAAUGCGAUAACUGUUUUAAAAACAAUUUGAAGUAAUUUUGAGUUAUCGACUUUUUGCUGUGAAAGUUUGUGUCAUCGUUCAUUUCUAUAGCAUUCAAGUACCUACGACAAUGUAUGAAUGUUGAAAAAAAAAAACAAAUAAAUUAUAGCUAUUAAUAAUCGAAAUUUCCCCUCUCCUCAAACAAAAGAAAAAAAAUCAAACAAACACAAAUGAAUAUAUAUAUAUAUGUAAUGUUAAUGUUGAGAAAAAAAAAGGAAAAGAAAAGGCCACCUUCGCCACAUAGUUGCUGCUUCAUUGGUUUAAAGUGAAUACACUGAUAUAGACGGCGUACUCCUCAAUCCACUCAUUCAAUCGAAAUAUAUGUUGUUUUAUGAAAUAAAAUGAAUAAGAAAUGAAAAUUAAAUACCUAACAUUUAUGGAUAUAAAAAUAUUGCAAUAAAAACGUAAAAAUUCCGUUAAUAUCAAUGGUGUGCAUAUAUGAAAAUAAAUAUAAAAUGGCCACGAAAUUUUUUAAAUAAAAAUACACAAUAUACAUCGCUUCAAUGAUUGAAAUCAUUUAUUUUGAAUUGAAGCGACCGCAUAUUUUUGUUUAAUCAUUUGAUACACACCUAACAUGUUUUGCUUCUACAAUUCAAUUACGAAAAUAAAAUCAGUUCAAACACAUCACUCAAUAAUUGCAUUGCCUCGCUUGCGAUAAAAACAAAUUUUAAAAAAAUCAACUAAAUAGGAUAUAUGUACAUGAGGAAAAUCAGCCUUAAAUUAACAAAUGGCAUAUAUAUGGGUUUUUUUCUUUCGAAGAACGAGAGGGAAACGAUAAAUAGGAUGCUCAACUUUGAUGGGUACGCAAUCAAUUUUAAGACACAAAAUAAAAACACUUUAAAACACAAGGAUAAAUUUACACACAAAUUUAUGAACGCAAACAUACACAUACACACACACACACACACAUCAACAUGUUCACCAAUGCAAACUUUUUCGAUACAAAACCAAAAAAAAAAAAGAAUAUAAAA
This is a messenger RNA of Contarinia nasturtii (swede midge), 8796 nucleotides long. RefSeq names its product protein 4.1 homolog (gene cora). The transcript has 17 exons. Gene Ontology annotation, molecular function: structural molecule activity; actin binding. Gene Ontology annotation, cellular component: cytoskeleton; plasma membrane. Bases 1076 to 7327 code for a protein of 2083 amino acids. Lineage: Eukaryota; Metazoa; Arthropoda; Insecta; Diptera; Cecidomyiidae. The record is from RefSeq and is a predicted model, not a curated record.